AAUAAAAAAUAAAAUUCAGCGGAAUCCCUACCAUCAUCAAAUAUUAAUUUGAUUCCUUUCGUUACUCUACAGGGAAGAGAAGAGAAGAGCGACACUUCCAAACUUCCUCGUUGCAGCAGCAGCAGCGGCGGCGUCGCAUCAUCAUCAUCAUCAUCACAAUCAUGGGUCUCGCUGUCCCACAUCUCCUCACUCUCUUCCUCUUCUUCUCUCUUAUCUGCUUCUCUCCCAUCCUCGCCGACUCCGACUUCGAAGGCUUCGAAGACGCCGACGAUAUCGACGAAGACUUGGACUCCUCACUCCCUCUCACCACCACCACCCAUCCAUCCCAAACACUCCUCACCGCGACGGCCACCUCCCAACCGGACCCGGUGCCGGAUCCCAGUGAUCCUGUUCCGGAUUCGGACCCAGCAUCAUCAACUACUGAUUCUCCUAAACCUUCUUCCACCAGCUUUGAGUAUUGGGACGAAGACGAGUUCGAAGGUCUACCACAGCAACGGCCACUCACAGUUACUGAAAAUGCUACUCCCUCUCCCGAUUCCGAUCUGAAACCCUCGACCGAUCCGAAACAACCACCCGAGAGUUCUUCCAGAUCUUACACGGUGGAGAUCGCCUGCGGAGGGUUCUUGAUCGUUUUCAUCAUCAAUUACUUCACCGGAAAGCGCGUGAACGAGAACCUCGCCCUGGCAUGGGCUGCCAAAUUCGCAACCAAGGGCACUAUUUUCGACAAGAACUUCAGUCUUUUGGGCGUUGGCGAAGGCGAUGACUCACCCUUGCUCUUGAAAGAAGGCCAGAACGUGUUCAAAUUCUAUGCCAGUGGGCGGAGGUGCUGCCAGGGGCUGUUGGCCACUAUGGAGCUUAAGAGCCGCCACGAUUUGAUCUCUUCCAUUUUCAAUUUGGUGGUGCCUAUUAGUAGAGACGAGAUUAGUUUCGAGGUUUAUAUGAAUGAUGAUGCCAUGGACCACGUGGUUUUUGCUGUGGCCAAGAAGAAGGCCGCCAAAGCAAUGCAGAAGGAGGUUCCCGACUUGCAGAAGUUCGCCACUAUUGUUUCGCCUCCUACUGGCAGGAAGUGGGUUGCCGACGACUUGGCGGUUAUCUCUGAGUCCAAAGAGGUAGCUGGGGAUUUAAUCACUGAGGCUGUUCUUGAUCAGGUUUUUGGUGAGAAAGUUUUUCAGAAAUUUGGAAAGGGUUUCAUGUAUAUGCAUUUUUCAGAUCAACAUCCAGGGCCUACACACAAGAAGAUGCUAUUGUUCAAGUAUGCACUACCUGAUGCUGAUAACAUGGCCGAUAUGACUCGUUUGGUGGCCUUGAUACCUUACUAUAUUGAUUUGAUUGGUCGUUACAAGCUAAGCAGUCAGGCCCGAUCCAAAACAGAAGCAACCAGAUCAAAGGCUGCUCAAGAGGCAUACAAAGAACUCCAAAACGCUAGGCAAGAAGCUUUGCAAAGAAAGAAGGCAGAGAGGAAAAAAUUGAUGGAGGAGGCUGAGGCUAAGCUUAGUGCAGAGAGUAUUCGCAAGAAGGAAGCAAAGGAGCGUGCUCGUCAAAUGAAGAAGGCAAUGCCUAAAAUGAAAAUGACCCGUGCUAGCUAAUUGUUACAGUUUUAUUGUUAUUGGUUACUCUGUGUUCUUCUUCUUCUUCUUUAAUAUACUCAUGAUAUUUCAGUUGGCCAUUGCUUGCCAUAAGUUUUGCUUCUGAACCUUCGUAAGUUGUACCCUAAUUGUUUGAAUUAGCUUCUCUCUAACAUUUCAUAUCAGUAGAUUUUGAAUAUACCAGAAUUAUGUGCCUCACA
Molecule: messenger RNA, 1786 nt
Organism: Rosa rugosa (rugosa rose)
Lineage: Eukaryota; Viridiplantae; Streptophyta; Magnoliopsida; Rosales; Rosaceae
Exons: 3
Coding region: 162-1586 (474 amino acids)
Biological process (GO): endoplasmic reticulum calcium ion homeostasis
Cellular component (GO): endoplasmic reticulum
Molecular function (GO): calcium ion binding
Source: RefSeq, a predicted model, not a curated record